Messenger RNA from Mytilus trossulus (common blue mussel), 1441 nucleotides. RefSeq lists its product as uncharacterized. NCBI's taxonomy places the organism in Eukaryota, Metazoa, Mollusca, Bivalvia, Mytilida, Mytilidae. The transcript is spliced from 7 exons. The record is from RefSeq and is a predicted model, not a curated record. Bases 148 to 1047 code for a protein of 299 amino acids.
CUGAUUGGAACUGAUUGGUGUAUAUAUUAAGAGUGGUUUUAUUUAGGUUUAUGAACAUAGACUAAACCUAUCUGAUCAUACAAAAUAACACAUCAAUAUAUUGACUUUGGUUAUUAACAAGAGGUUUUUACGUUAUACAAAGAAACAAUGGCGUUUCAAGUAUUAGACGUGACAGUUCUCAUGACAAUAUUGGUAGCCAUUCAAGAUGUCUGCUUCAGCAAAAAUUCAGUGACAUAUUCAUUUCCAAAUGAUGCGUGUGAUGCACCGACGUAUGUUGUUGAUAAAAAUACCAAAGCUUUAAUGAAGUUUGAAGGGGAUUUAAGCCGCCUCGAUUGUACGCACAUGUCGUUUACAACUCCUAAAUCAGUGUUUUACAGAUAUCGCAUGCUCGUAAGACAACUGCAUUUUGACAGUCCUCAAUGCCAAAGUAUGCUUUAUUACAACAUAUAUGUCACCCAAUACAGUGAUACCAACAACUUCAACAAUAAUGGCGAGAUUAAAGGUAAAGAUUGCAAUACGGAUCCUUACCCUGAGUACAAUUUUCUUUCAAAUUGGAUAUACUAUGUCGAUUAUGUUUCCUUCGAAGUAAAGAAAAAUGUUAAACAACAUGAUGGAUACAACAAACAGAUUAAAAUACCACACGAGGACUUUAUACCAGACAAACUAAAUGAUACUUUUACGUUUGAAAUUAAAACAAAAGUAGAAUAUCACUACGAUGUUAUUGCUGGUGUAUCAGGUGGAGCUGCUGGAUUUUUGGUCUUAUGCGGAUUGAUCGUUUAUUGGUGCAUAUGUUGUCGUCAAAGAAAAAAACGAAGCGGUAGAUACUGUUGCGCAUGUGUAACAAACAGACCAGGAAACAUAAAUGCAGGAGGUCUCUCGGCAGAAUGUUCUGUAAGUGAACUAUUGUUAUGUUCCUGUAUCUUGUGUAGACCUAAAAACCAGAGUGAAAGUGUACAGGUUUCUAUCAGACCUGAUAUGGAUGAGGGAUCGGAACCUGUAAAUAGUCUUACAGAAGAACACACAGCUCCUCUUAUUCAGUGUGAAUAAGAUAGCAAUAGCAUUAUCUUGUCCGAAUGCAACUAUAUUCGAAACUGUUAUACCUUAAUAACAGAUAAUACACAAUACGUGUUUUAUUUUUUCUUGAUUGAAAUGUCAUUAAUUAACCAAAUAUCUGAAUUUAAAAUCUAUCUCCCCAUAACAUAACCCCAUACAAAAAUAUAAGUUUGAUAAGUACAAACGACACUUAACGAUGAUAGUGUAUCGUCCCGGACCGACAACAUAUUUUUUUAUCUGUUUGAUAAACUAGUAAGGUUUCAUAAGCAUGAUUAAUAAAAGAUUAUUAAGUUUAGUUUAGUGUUUCCUAUUAUCAUUUAAUGGUGUUCUGUUAAAUUGUUUGAUCUUGUAAAUAAACAUAAAGUGUUUUAUCAUACUUUCGACUUUA